Molecule: messenger RNA, 12365 nt
Organism: Cinara cedri
Lineage: Eukaryota; Metazoa; Arthropoda; Insecta; Hemiptera; Aphididae
Source: the annotation of a GenBank genome assembly
GUAAUAAUAUUCCGAUGCGCGGCCGAAUCGUUUAGUCGCGUUUAUAUGAUCGUGUACAACAAUAUAUAUAAUUAUUCACAUUGACGAAAAACACUUACAUCGUAACUACGUACAAUUUCAUGAUUGAUAGUUUUACAAUUUUUCCCCCUUCCGAUUCACCCUCCAAAAAUGGAUAAAAUAUAAACAUUCGUACCUAUAAUACAGUUUACAACCAGAUGACUUUCAUCGUUCAUUCUCCUCCGAACUGAUCUCUAAAAAGGUAAGAUAUACAAUAAUAAUAAUAAUAUUAUAUCCGUACAAAGUGUAUACCUAUCUAUACUGACUGCAAUACUUUGAUGUUUGAAGUUUAUACGUGGUAUAAUAUUUUAUAGAUUCCGGAAUGAAACGAGCUAGUGUUAUAAUAAUAUAUAUAUAUAUACAUACACACAAAUAGGAAAUAGGAAUGUAUUUAUUGAUUUUACAAUGAAGUGUGUGUAUAUAUGUAGUUUUUAUGUUUUUUCUUUCUGGAUAGUAAAAAAAGUACCUCGGAAGUUUUUAUUAGAAUAUAGAAUUAACUGACUGUGAUGUCCAGAUAAAUGAAAAACUAAAGCGAAAAAUUACUGAGCAAAAACACUAUUUUAGUAAUUUGGUUAAGAUUACUACCAUAAUAAUUCCCAAAUUUUAGAUUCUGAAUGGAGCGAGAAUUGUAUUGGUUUUACAAUGAUGUAUUUUUUUUUACCUCUAAUGAUAGCAAAUUUUCUGAAAGGAAAUCUGACUGGAGUUGUACUUUAAGGAGGUAGUUUUUCAAUUUUCUCAUAGGUUUUCUCAUAAAAUGUGAAAAUCCAGGAAAAAACAUAGGAAAAUAGGGACAAACGUAGGAAAAACGGGAAAAUCGGUACAUUAAACAAAUAUUACUAAAAAGAUUAUACAAUGCCUAUUUAACUAUUUUACCACAAUAUGACAUAUAUAUUGUUCACAAAGCAUUGGUAAUCGCCUAGGCAAUCUUCCGUGUACGGGACAAUGUGAUUUAGUAAGACCCUGGAAAAAACCUUAUACGCAGAGUUCAAAAGUGAUUUGUCUCUAUAAUUGUCACAUCUAUUCUUAUCUCCUUUUUUUGCAAUGGUAAUGAUUGCUUCAUUCAAACUAUCCGGUAUUCGUUGUUCAAUCCAUAUUAGCUGAUACAGUCUGUAGAUUAGUUUGUGCAGCUCUUCACUUCCAUAUUUUGUGAGUUCUGUAGUUUUUCCGUUCCCGUAUGAAAACUUCUGUAGUAAUUCUGAGUAAACAACCAGAGUUAUGAUUCAUAUGUUAUUAUUAUGAAUUCUUUAAUGCGAUUACGUAAAAUUAUAAUAAAAAUAAUAUCCAUUUUCCCUAUCAUAACAUUCGAGUUCCAAGUUCGUGUCCUUUGGAUAAUAAUAUUAUAAUAUAAUUUUAGUAGAAUUCAAAGAACCCACGAUAGAAACAAGGUCAAACGUAAUUUUUAAGGAUUUUAUAAACAAUUUAUACAGUUACUCUUUGAUAUUAUAAAUUUUUAAUAUUUAAAAUAAUCAUAACUGUCGGGACUUAAACAAGGCCGUUGUCGCAGCCGAUAACGACGCAUGCUCUAACGAUGACUUCGCUAGUUGUUGCGUUACUAUCAACGACAAUCCUAAAAUAUACAAUUUUACGGUCACAAAAUUCAGUUUUCAGAAUAAUUGUUGUGAGUUAAUAUAAUAUUUAAAUUCGCUGUAAAUGUAUAACACACGGUGACUCCCGAGCAUUUGUCUGUUUGUCUGUUUCCGACCGCUACGCCGCACCUGCAUAUUAUUGCGAACGACUGGUAAUUUUGUCAAAUAAUAGUCGGUUUUCAUUACCAUAUUUAUUAUUUUUUGUUUAAUAGCUCUAAUAGCUAAUAUUUUCAUUGUGUUUGUUUAUAUUAUUUGUCUGUACAAGUCGUCGCCACUGAUUGUCAUCGAUAGCGUUGGCUCAAAUAACCAAGACAAUUUAUAUUUUUUUAUUUUAUCUUAUACUGCUGGCUCGAAUAGCCUUUCGUAGAAGUUCUGUUUUUUUACAUAUUUAAGGUAGGUAAGCAGCUGACCAGUCUACGCUUUGUAUAUCUACUAUAUGUAACAUUUUUUAUAUUAUUUUAGAUUCAGAGUGGAAUGAAUAAGCUUAAAGUUUUACAAGGACGUUUAUUUGUUUUUUCUUUAUCUGUGUGCAACUUUUUUAUCAGAAACCUUGCUCCAAUUAUUGAGUGUAGUAUCUUUUCUGAAAGAAAAUCGGUGCGAAAAAAUACUUGAGAAAGGUAAUUUUUCGAUUUUCCCAGAAGUAUUCUUAACAAAUGUGAAAAAUCGGGAAAAGAAUAUGGGAAAACCGAGAAAAACGUAGGAAAAAGGCAAAAAUAGGAGAUAAUAAAGCUAAUCAAAUUCUGUUUUAGUUGAGCGAAACUGAAAACCGAAAAAUAUAAGACAUGGAGAUAUUAGUUAAAAUAUAAUGCGGCCUUCUUUUUUUCUGUGCAGUGACUGCACCCACGUGCGAAGUAUGUUCGGUUUUUUUAAAUCAAAUCUAGAUGUCUGUAAGUCUCAGGUAGUUUUUUUAGAUAAGUGAUAAAAAUAUUGAAAUGUAGAAAAUUAGCUAAAAGUAUAUAUUUUUGCAUUUCCCACCUGCCUAAAGGAAAACUAUUUUUAAUUUUAGACAAUCUGGCUGAAAUUUGUUGUGCUACUAUUUGAGUGAAAUACAUUGUUAUUACCUUUAGCUUACGUAUAUACGCAAUGAAAUAUCAAAUAAAAUCACCACCAUGGGGGAAAUAAUGUUUCACAGGUGAUAUUAUAUUACUCUAUGUAAGGUUUGAAUAAUAUAUAAUACAAGACGUAGGUAUAUCGUACUUCAACUCGAGCCUAUCCAUUUUAGUUUUAGACGUCGGUAUACGGUCUGUAGUCAAACACGUCGUUUUAACACGUGAAAUCAAUACCUACUGCUUAUUAAUACAUCUUUAUGUAGCUACUUCAACAUUUUAUGAAAAAUUUUCCCUCUUCGAAUGAGAUUUUUUUCCAUUCAACUUUUGACAAUAAUUUCAGUAUGUGUAGGUACCGUUUAUAAUGGCUUUAUUUCGUUUUAUAUGAACUACUAUAAAGUUCACUUUCUUUUUUUUUUAAUCUUUAACACGUUUUGUUUUGUGAUUAUUUUCCGUAAUAUAUAUUUUUUGUAACGUACCUAUGUACCAUUAAUAAUCAAUUAAGUAUACCUACAUUUUAAUUUUAAAUACCUAUAUAAAGUCUACAAAGAAAGAUUUCUUUUAAUAGUAGUACCAUUUAACUAAAAAUAUUUCGAUAACAAGUAAAAACGUUAAUUUCCGUCUCACAGUAAUUUCUAUUUAAUUGAUAGUUGUUUUUUUAUGUUUUCUACAGUAAUACUGUCUUUAAAUUUACUCUCAUUAAAUUCACCCAAUUUCGACCGUUUCUUAUAUACAUUUUUAAUAUUACAUAGAAAGCUAGUAAAAAUAAAAUAUUUUAUUUCAAAAUUUUAUUUUUUACUAAACAAUUUAUGUCGUUUAACUACGUUCAUUCUAAUGUAUAGUAAUAACUAAUAAUUAUCAACUUUUCUUCUACUAAAUGAAGAAUAAAUAGACAAUAUAUCUAAGAACCUCCUAUCUGCUUUUAUUUUUUAAAUUUUGUACAUUGAAAACGAUUCUAUUGUAAGUCUAAAGACCAUACAAAGGUCACCUUCAAAAAUGAUUUUUGGUAACGAAUUUUGUCUAGUUAGUGAUUUUAGAAGAUCAUUCUAUCAUUUAUUUACUUUUAUUAAUAAUGCGGAAAAACCGGAAAAAAAUUACAUUCAAGCAAUAAUGGAUUCUAUUCAUUUCGAUGUGGUUCUACUUAUCAGUGAAAAAUAAUUACAGAAACCUGAAAUUUUCAUCAAAUAAUAAUAUUACCACUUUCUUGGCGUAAUACGACUUUUAAAAUAUGCUGGCGUGGUUUUAGUUAUUUGCAUUUUGCGUACAACUGCUUAAGUACCUAGUUACUAUUGAAUAUUUUCCAAUUGUUUGUUUGAUAAAACUUUUUUUGCUCAAAUAAAAGUAUUUAACAAUUUAAUCAUUUUUAAUUAAAAAUAACCAUGGAUCUCUCAAUACUAAUACAAUUAUUAAACCGUUAUUUAGGUAGGUAGUUUCUAAACGAUUAAAUUCUAAUCAAUUAGAAAUGCAAUGUGAACUAAAUAGGUAGCCGCUUAUAACCUCUUCGUUUCGCAUUAUUUUUAUUAUGUACAUGGUUGAUGUGUUAAUUACUCUACGAUAUAAUAUAAUUAUGCAUAAUUGCCAAUGUAUAGCUAACGUAUACUUUACCUACUUUAUGUUAAUCGUGGGUUUUACACGUUAUUUUGACGUAGCUACAUAAAAGAAGUACAAAGAAUAAUAAUUGUAUACACAUUUAUACCUACCUACCUAUUUUGGAAGCAGAUUAAAUUCACAAUAUAAAGAUCGAUGAUAUUAAAUGUACACAAAUAUUAACUCAAUUUUCCAACUGCUACAUAAAUAUUCUUUUUAUGAAUUUCAAAAAACAAAACGUUUGUACUUUAAUAAAACGUGAUUAACUUAUAUACUUUACGUCUAAAACUCAAUCGUAAUAUUACGAUAUACGGUAUAAAUCUACGAUAUUAAUUAUUCGUUGAAAACCCGUACCUUUUUUUUUUUUUAUCCUAUCGAUGAAAUACUAUAAUUCCUUUCAGUUAUCCCACCAUUUAACAUAUGUUACCCUUAUUAUUAAUACGUGUAAGUUAGUGGAGAUGUACUAUAGAUACUUACGUUGGUACGCAUAAAGCCCCGAGGGUAAUGAACAUUUUUCUAUCGACCUUGUAAUAAUCGUUCUUUGCAGCUAUCUAUGGUAUAGAUAUACCUAUGUAGAUAUUUGUGUCAUUUACUUAAACAUUAAGAGGGGCGAAGAGGGUACUCUUCUGAUCAAAUUAAUUUCAAUGGUCCGAACCAUUUCCUAUGUCAUUUGCACGAAAACUACAACAACAAUACGCGACCAAACAUGAAAAAUAUAAAUUAUUAUGUAUGUGCUAGUAAAUUUACUCAGAAAUAAGUUUUAAACUACAUAGUGCUUUUCAUAUUUUAAAUAUGUUUUAUGCGUAAUUUUAUAAUUUAAUAAAUUUAAUUAAAUUGUAUACUUGGUAUUUUAUCUCGUACUUUAAAUCUUAAUUAAAUAUAGUGUAGAGAGUUAUACUUACGACUUACGGGAAUAUCCAAAGAAAUAAUAAAACGAUAUUCAAGUGAAGCAGACGUAGUUAUUUCUGUUUAGUUCAAUUGUUACUAAACCUAUGUAUAUGUAUUUAGAAGACUAUUAAAUUGAUCAAAUAACAUUGACAGUAAAGACAUUUCCUUUUGAGUGUGAACAUAUUUUCAAUAUUUUGAAUAGGUAGGUAUGUAUAUUAAAUAUUUUCUUAAAGUGUCUAUUACAUUUUAUAUUUAUAAAAUAAUCUAGGUACUUUGUAGGAGUGGCACCAUAGAUAUUGUCUAUUGGCGUUAAAAAAAAUCCUCGUAUUAUGAUAAAUUUAUUUGAUUUAAACGAAUAAAAUUUCUCAAUAAAUAGUUGGUAAAUCAAGUGUAUAAAAAAAAAAUGUCAAAAUUGCCCAUAGGCAAGAUAUUUGUCAAUACAAUGAUAUCAUAAAAUAAUAUUAUUUAAUAUAAUAAAUAUAAAAUAUUAUUUAUUUUUGUAUUUUAUAGUAACUUGGAAGAUUAACACAAUGACCAAUACUACUUACGGUGUGGACUUUAUAAAUUUGAUUGUAGAUACACAAAAUGGCAUCAAAAAUUUAUUAGACAAAGAAUUAAAAUUCGGUAAGUAUAUGGUUUACAAUGAUGCUUUUUUUUUAUCUGUGAACAACUUUUCUAACAGAAAACUUGCUCUGGUUUUCAAGUGUAUCACCUUUUCUAGAAGAAAAUUUUAUCUGGGUGUUAUAUAUACUUUAAGGAAGCCAUUUCUUGAUUAUCCAAAUGGUUUUCAUAAUAGUUGAGAAAAACCGAAAAAUUUGCGAAAUUUAUUAUUUUCAAUUUUGUUUCUUCGUUGUGAUUCAGUUAAAUAUAAUAUUCGUAAAGACUUAAAAAUUUGACAGAAAACUUAUAUUUGCCUUUUCUAGGCGUGGUCAAAUUUUCAAAACAUUUUAGUCAUUUUUGAGCUAUGGAUAGAUAUUUUAAUUUUGCGAAAUAUAGUGAAAUAUAGAAUUUUUUUUUAUAAAAAUUUUAACAUCAAAUUUUGACGAAAAUCGUAAAUAUUACGGCCUUUCAAAACAAACAACCGAACGCUACUCAGGAUCUUUUUCGUUAGCAGUAAUUAAUUGUUACGUAUACAUAUACAUUAAAUUAUCCUCUAUAUUCUACCUUCACAACUUCUCACCAAGAAUAGUGUCCCGCCCAUAGUGCAAAGUAUGUCCGUCUUUUUUUAAUACACUAUUGCAGUGGCGUAUCCUGUUUUGCCACCGCUCCAUAAUUCUCAAAUUAUUUUUUUUUUAAAACAUAAUUUUAAAUUUAUGAUUAGUAAAGCAAUAGAUGGACACGGUGAACAUAGAUGAGACUAGAUAAUAAUAUAGGUGUAAUCGAAAAAAUAAUCGUUGGUAGGUAAAACCUACCUAUAGGUUAUAGGUAUUAUUAUUAAUUUAUAAUAAUUGAGUAAAUCAAAAUGCUAGGGCGAUUUAUGACAUGAAUAUUAUGGCUUGAAAAAAUAAUUAACUUGUUUUCAACUGGGCAUAGUUAAUUUUAUGUUCCAUCUUAACUAUAAACUUAUCGGAUUCAAUUUUUUCUUUGUUAACUUUUAACUUUUAACUGAAAGCAAUUUAAUUUCGGCGUAACUACGACCUUUUUUUGUGAAGUGAUAUGAAUAUUUGUUGAAAAUAUCAAGACAAAUUAUAGCUAAUAUACAUUAUACUAGAUAUAUUACACAAUAUUAAACUACUAGUGCAAAUAUUAAAUAACAAGGGAGCUAAAUUAAUAAAUAAAUACGCUACCAUGAUAAGCUGGUAAGCUAUUUUGCUGAUUUCUCCAUCUGCUCUAUUGAAUUUGUCUACAGCGCUGCUCUGACAUUAUAUUUAUCUCCUAAUUGUAUAUUUAUAUGAAAUAAUAUGCAUACUGUAUUUAUAAUUUAUUUUACAGACGAUACAGUUGACUCAUGGUUUUUUAUGAGUACACCAUGGCCAAUGUUAUCGAUUUUGACGGUUUAUUUAUUAUUUGUAUUGAAAUUAGGCCCAGAGUUGAUGCAAAACCGUGAACCGUUUAAAAUAAAAUAUAUAAUGAUGAUCUAUAAUCUUAUACAAACCAUAUAUAAUAUGUACAUUGUAUCACACGUGAGUUUAUUUUAGAUAUUAAAAAACUUUAUUUUUUAAAUCAAAUUUAAAAUAAGUACCGUGUAUAUAUUUGUACCUAAUAUAUAACAUUACAUUUUACAAAAAAAAAAAAAUAAUAUUCAUUAUUUUCUAUACUUUCUAUAUUUGUUUUUUUUUUUUUAAUGUUAACCUUAUAUGCCUAUAUUAUAUUAACGCGUAUCAUACCGAACAAAUAUUUUGGUUUUUAAAUUUAAAAAAAAAAGUAUCAUACUAUAAAUAGUUUUUUAAUAUUAUUUAUAGAUGGGUUAUGUCAAUUUCCCUCGGGUCCCUAUAGUAUUAAUGGAAUUCAACGCAAUAAAGUUGUCUAAGUCCACAUCUGUAUUGAGUUUUUCGUCUUUUCGUUUAAAUAUCCCUAGUCUGAUCCUUUUCCCCUGUCUCUCAGCCCCACAUCAAUAAUCACUCAAACGAUUCGUUUUUCCUCGAUUCGACAGUAUUAUAGCUAUAUCUGCAAUAUCAACCGUUCUUCAAAAACCUUGAGUUCCAUUAUAUAUAUUCUAUAUUAAUAAUUUUAGUUGAUACUUCGUACCCACCAUCUACCACCGUCAUUCUGUACUACCAUCACAUGGGUGUUUUAAAAAUUUUCUGAAUUCCAUCUCGUGUUGAUUGUGCUAAUAAAAUGAUGAUACCUAAUAAAUUAUAAAAACCCGAUAUGAUUCCUCAUCACACAAUUUCUAAUUACAUAAACCAGAUCAAAUUUGUAAUUACAUUAUUUAAUGUUGUUAUGUUCAAACUACAAUAAGCAAUAAUCAAAAACAUAUUUUCAAAUAGAUAAACAAAUUUUUAAUAGAGGAAAAUAUGGUCAUUAGAAAAUUAAACAAUUUUCCCGUGGUCAUAUUUUCAUCUAGCUAUAUUUGUAUUUAACUAUAAUUUUCUCGGGCUUAAUAGAAAAACUAAAAGCUCAUAAAAAAAGUUCAUGUUUUUCUUCUAACCUUACUUUCUUCCGCAAAUUUUUCUAUUUAACCUUUAUUACCUAAACUCGAAUAGAGUUCAUAAGGACGGAAAAUCGAAAUUCACAGGUAUACUCGUAAAUUCUGACAAACUCCUGAAAAUCACAUAAUUAAAUAAAAUCCACUUAAUAGAAAUAAUAGAUAGGUGUACCUACUUUACAAAAUGUUAUAUUUAUAUAUUUUAAUGUUAUUAAUUUGUGGUUUUAAAUAAAAUAUUACAGAUAUUCAGGGUACCUGGUAUAGCCUCUUAUUUAUAUACCAACGCGUGUCAUCCUGUUGGAAAUGAUGACGAAUUCAACUUUUUAUUUAAGGUGGUAAGAUAACGUAUUUUUAAUAAGAAAAUAUAUAGAUACCUAACCAGGUACCAAUAUUAUUUAUUCGUAUGAAUUUAAACGAUUUCAGUUUUUCGUAUUUUAAUCGGAAAAAAAAAUUUAAGGUUAUAAUAAAGUAGGUAUCCCACCUAUAAGUAUCUAUAUCCUAAAAAAUCAACUGAACAUCGCGUUUAAAUAUAAUUAUUAUAUUAAUUUCAUGCACCGGAAUCAUUCAUAUAGUGAACUCAAAAAUCGUAAUUUUAUUUUAUUAACGAUUUUAAACUACUAUAGUAUAACGAAUUAUUAGUUCUGACUUAUAUUACACAUUACUUAUUUUAUUUACAGUACUAUGAACAGUCAUGGCAUUUCUUUAUAAGCAAAUUACUUGAUCUUUUCGACACUGUAAGUAUACAAAUAAACUAUUCUAUUUUAAUGAUAUUUUUAUCAUAUGCUAAUAAUGAGAUAAGGAGCUAAAAAACAAUCUAAAUAUUAAAAACAUUUCUAACUGUUUCAUUUUGAACUCCAUAAAACUUACUAUUCAAACCUUUGAUGUAAAAAUUAAAUAUGAAUUUUAAGUAGUACUAUUCAAAAAAGUAUUACAAUUGUAGUACUUAGCUUUAAACUCGUUUUUAUUACGACUAUCCAGAAAUAUAUUGAACAUGUUUUCUAAUCAAUGUACUAUAUACAUACAUUUAAAUUCAUCCCACGAGAAGCGGCAGCUCCCACCCCCUCCCCGUCACUUGAUACACACAAUUAUAUUUAUAAAUAAAAUAAAUAAUAACUAGGUAACUUUAACCUUUAUUUAAGUGUAUAUGUAGUAAUGUAGUAUUUAGUGUAGUACUUUAAUAAUGUAUUUCAAAUUUUCAACUAAAUACCAAUAUAUGAUGUUUGAUUUUAGGUAUUCUUCGUGUUGAGAAAAAAACAAACUCACGUAUCAUUUUUGCACGUUUAUCAUCAUGUGAAUAUGGUCAUUACUAUAUGGACGUUUUUAAAAUUUAUCAAAUGUAAACUUAAACUUCCGAAAUAAGUAUUUAUUCGAUCGUGUAAUUUUAAAUUUAAAUUUUAACCACAAUUAACUGAAAUGAAUAUAUAAUCUUCCGAUCGACAUAUUAUAAUAUAUAGACACGUAAAUAAUUGAUAUUUGACUUAGAUUAACAUGAAUAACUGGAUUUUGUUGACUUGUAUGUAUACAAAAAGACAGACGUACUUCGUAUAAUGGGUGGGCCACUGUUGAAGGUGAAACGUUAGGAUAUAGAGAGAAAUUGAAUGUAUAUCUGUAUGCAGCAAUUAAUCAUUGCUAACGAAAAACGAUUCUGAGUGGAGUUCAGUGUUACAUAUUUUUAAUGGCCGAUAUAUCAACGAUUUCGUCAAAAUUUGAUGUUAAAAUUCUUAUAAAAAAAUUCUACAUUAUUCUCUAUUUUAUUUUUUUUUUACCUCAAAAAAAGAUAUAUAGUGAACCUCAUGUUAAGUUUUCAAGCAUUUCUGUCUGGUCUAAAAAUGUUAUCAAUGGAGUACUUACCGAAUAAAAAUUAUGUAAAGAACUAGUCAAAUUAAAAUGUCAAUAAAUAGCUUUAAAAAAAUGCUAAAAUGUACUAAAAUUUGAUCACAUUUAGAAAAGGUAAAUAUAAUUUUUUUUUCGAAAUUUCAAGUCUCUACAAAUAAUUAAAAACCGCUUAGAAAAUAAAAAGAAUACGUUCAUAAAGUAUCACUAAGAAAAAAUUUCCUUACAGAAAAAGUGCUACAAUUCAAAAUCGUAGCAACAUUUUUUUUGGCAUCAUACGCUGAUUUUGCUAGGCACGGCACUGUAAAAUAUUAUCAUAAUACUAUUAUUUCGUAUUAUAUCAUACUAAAUAUUUUUAAUGUUUGAGGUGAGAACGAUUGGCUACAGUAAAAUAUUAAAAUAAAAACUAGGUAAAAUAUGAAAAUUAAAACUGACUGAAUUAUAUUGUUGACAACUGUUAAGUUUGCUAAUAAUUGUAAAUGUUAAUAAUUUUUAAUUUUUAAAAAACUACGAACAGGUUAACCUUAACUAUAUUUUUAAAUAAUAUAAAUAAUACGGUUAUUAUAUUCUAUACGCAGGUCAUCAAGGAGUCCCUUGUGGUAUUCUGAACGCGACCGUUCAUUCGAUUAUGUACAGCUACUAUUUUCUUUCGGCUUUCGGUCCUAAAAUGCAAAAAUAUUUAUGGUGGAAAAAAUACCUGACCCGUUUACAAAUUGUAAGUGUACUUAUACAUUUUUAUUAGGUGUCUGCAUGUUCGAUUCAUGAUAUUUCAAAACAUUUACUAAAAUAAUAUUGUAUUAUUUUUAUUUUCAGAUUCAAUUCAUAAUAGGUCUUGCAUACGGAACAUCCUUAUUUAUUUACGAUUGUACUUUUCCGAGAUUGUUUAGCUUUUACAUGAUAUUGGACGUCAGCCUAUUUUUGUAUUUAUUUUUGAAAUUUUAUAAAAAGACUUAUAAUACAAAUAAAAAGUCUCAAUAAACUUGAAAAGCCGAAUAAAACAUCACGUUAAGUUAUAUUUAACGAUAUUAAAGAUCUCCUUAAUGAUUCGUCUCGACGAUAAUUGGAUUAAACUUGCUGUAUUUUAAUUCAAUACUUUGUUCAUUUUAAAACAGAAUACAAAGUAAAUAAUAAAACCAUGUUUCAUAUUUGUAUCAAAAUUAUACAACGAUAGACAAAUAUCCAUCUCACAGAGACUUUUUCAUGUUUUAUAGAACAUUUAAGAAACAAACAGCUCUACAAUUUUAUAUUAUAUUUUUUCACCCUUAUUUUUGGGGUUAAAAUCACUACAUACUUAUGAUUUUCCUAUAUUUUAACCUAUAUUAAGAACUAAUAUAAAUAUAUGUAGUAUUAGUUAAAUACAUGUUGGUGUUAAAAUUUUUGAUUUCCGUCAAUCCGUUCACGAGAUAUUCCACUUUUAAGUUUAGGUAAAGGGAAAGUAAUGAUGCAUUACUAAAACACCACGCGCCGCUCCACUACACAAAUGAUGUUCCACUACUCACCCUUUACUGAAACUUAAAACUGGGAUACUUCGUCAACGGAUUGAAAAACAAGAAUGUUAAAAAUAAAAUUUAUUUUAACUAAUACUCCAAUUAUUUAUGGAAUUUUUAAUAUAGGAUGUCACUUGAAAAUCAAAAGUAGGUAUAGUAGUUUAACUUCCAAAAGUUAGGUUUACAAAAAAUAAAAUGAGCAUAAAAUUACAGAGCUUCUUGUUACUUAAAUUUUCUAUAAAACAAAUUCCGAAAAAAAAUAUUAUUUUCCGAGAUAAUAUGAGUCUUUUGAUGGAUUGAUCACUCCACUCUGUAUAUUAAGUAUUACAACGUAGUCAUACCGAUCAUUAAUAAGUAAAAAAUUAAUUUUAUAUAAAUAUUAAUAUCUUAUCUAUAUAAGUAGUCGUAUAGAAAAAUUGAAGAUUUUUCAAGUUUAUGAUCUAUAUUGACUUUAUUACAGAAUUUAAGUACUUGUAUAUUUUGAUUUAAUUCGAUAAUAUUAUUUUAAUUUAUUCGAAAGAAUAUAAUAUGGCUAAAAUUAUUAUUUAAAAAUAAACUGUUGUAAAUGUAUUAUUUUUUGACUGUCUACCAAUUAUCUCAUUUUUCUACAUUUUAGAUUCGAAGCAUGUCAAAUAAUAUGUUAUCAAAUAUCAAUCCUAGUAAUUUAAAACAAGGCUAUUAUCAAAUAAAAAUGUGUCAUAAAUUUUGUUAAUACUUAGUUAAUCAUUUGAAAAAAGUGAAAUUAGAUAAGAUUUCAAAUCCUUAAAUAAAAAAUAAAUAUAAUAAAUUUCCC